GAGAAUCUUUGUAGAGAGUGAGACCUCAUGAUGACAGAGGAUCUGUGUCUGUAGAGAGUGAGACCUCAUGAUGACAGAGGAUCUGUGUCUGUAGAGAGUGAGACUUCAUGAUGACAGAGGAUCUGUGUCUGUAGAGAGUGAGACUUCAUGAUGACAGAGGAUCUGUGUCUGUAGGGAGUGAGACCUCCUGAGAGUGAGACCUCCUGAUAGUAGAGGAUCUUUGUUUGUAGUUUAACCUCCUCUGAGCUGCUCCUCUCUUCUUCUCUUUCUUCUUCAUCAUGAUGAAGUUCAGGAGCUCCGCUCUGAGAGCAGCUGCUGCUGCACUCACAUCUGUUACACCUGCUACCCAGUCCUGUGUGCGCCUCUCAACGGGUCCCCAGCAGGAAUCAAAAACCUUCUAUGAGCUCCGCACCUACAGCAUCCACCCUCACCUGAACCCCGCCUUCAUCCAGCUGACCAAUGAGAAGAUUCACCUGCGCACCGCCCACUCACAGCUGAUUGGCUACUGGAGCGUGGAGUACGGCGGUCUGAACAAGGUCUUCCAUAUAUGGAAAUAUGACAGUUACUCCCAGCGUUCAGGUGUUCGCUCCGCCCUCUCUAAGGAUCCGUCCUGGGUGUCGGAUUACAUCUCGAAGGCGAUCCCGAUGUUGAGUUCUCAGGAGAACGAGGUCACCUACCUGCUGCCCUGGAGUCGCCUGCAGGAGCCGCCACAGGAGGGCGGUGUGUACGAGUUGGUCUCCUUCUCCAUGCGUCCCGGGGGACCGGCGGUUUGGGGCGACAGCUUCCAGGCCUCCGUCAACUCCCAUGAUGCACCAGGGUACGGCAAGCUGAUAGGAGCAUUCCAUAACGAGUUCGGCCCGCAGAACAAAGUUCACGCCCUCUGGUGGUUUGAGAGCGCCGACCAGCGAGCAGAGCUCCGACACAAAGCUCACACCGACCCCCGUGUGGUCGCUGCAGUCAGGAGCAGCGUGGUCCACCUCGUCUCUCAGGAGAACAAACUCAUGUUCCCCCUCCCUUUCUCUCCUCUGAAGUAACUUCACCUCUCCACUUCCUGUCCUCACACCUGGGUCUCCGGGGUAACAAUCCUCGCCCCCUGAGGGCCUCUGCAGUCUCACAGUCCCCGCCCCCUUCCCCUGGACAAGCCAAUCACAGCUCAGCAUGGAGAGUAAAUGUUCUCAUCCUGUUAAACGUGUCAAGCUGUCAGUCAGAGUGAGUGACAGCUGCAGCGUCAAAUCCUGUGGCAGUGGGCGGGGCUUCUCUUGUUUACAUUUAGCUUACAGAUUGUUCCUUUAAAGUGAGUGAAAAAUAAACUGACCUGAGAUCA
Notolabrus celidotus (New Zealand spotty) is the source of this 1324-nucleotide messenger RNA. It is a transcript of the gene nipsnap3a, whose product is annotated as nipsnap homolog 3A (C. elegans). Bases 279 to 1034 code for a protein of 251 amino acids. The transcript is spliced from 6 exons. The record is from RefSeq and is a predicted model, not a curated record. Lineage: Eukaryota; Metazoa; Chordata; Actinopteri; Labriformes; Labridae. Gene Ontology annotation, cellular component: mitochondrion.